AUGUUGUGUUUGUUCUGCCAGCUCCCCGUCGCGAAGUACCCAUGGAUUCAACUCGCCGCGAACCCCCCUCGUCGAAUGGAGUUUCAUGACGAGUCGUCCAAUGUUUCCUCUCUAGGUUCAGCUACUGCCGACAUCGCCUGGAGACCCGACCUCCCGCUGUGA
Laccaria bicolor S238N-H82 is the source of this 162-nucleotide messenger RNA. RefSeq lists its product as uncharacterized. NCBI's taxonomy places the organism in Eukaryota, Fungi, Basidiomycota, Agaricomycetes, Agaricales, Hydnangiaceae. The record is from RefSeq and is a predicted model, not a curated record. Bases 1 to 162 code for a protein of 53 amino acids. The transcript has a single exon.